GUUCCAAAUUCUUCUUCUCCGUGAUCGAGAGAGAAAGGGAAACCCUAGAUUUGCUCUCCGUUCGAUUUGGUUCCUUCUCGAACCGCAACGAUGGUGUUCUACUUCAAGGCCCGACCGGAGGCCGGUGACUACACCAUCUUCAUGGGUCUUGACAAGUACGAGAACGAGGAACUCAUCAAAUAUGGCUUCCCUGAAGACAUCUGGUUCCAUGUGGACAAGAUGUCGUCUGCUCAUGUUUACGUAAGGCUUCACAAAGGUCAGACUAUUGAUGACAUCAGUGAAGGUGUACUUGAGGAUUGUGCUCAGCUUGUGAAAGCUAACUCCAUCCAAGGUAACAAGGUGAACAAUGUCGAUGUUGUUUACACUCCGUGGGCCAACUUGAAGAAAACGGCCUCCAUGGAUGUUGGCCAAGUUGGUUUCCACAAUUCAAAGAUGGUCCGGACAACCAGAGUGGAGAAGCGGAUCAAUGAAAUAGUUAACAGGUUGAACAAAACUAAAGUUGAAAGGAAGCCUGAUUUGAAAGCUGAGAGAGAGGCAGUGAAUGCUGCAGAGAGGGCUGAGAGGAAACAACAUCUGAGAGAGAAGAAAAAGCGUGAAGACAUGGAUAGGCUUGAGAAGGAGAGGCAGGCCGAGAUAAGGAGUUACAAAGGGUUGAUGGUAUCGGAGAAAAUGACAUCAAACAAAGACAUUGCUUCAAGCAACAAAUCGCUUCAAGAACUCGAAGAAGACUUCAUGUAAGGGGAAGGAGCGAAGAAAAAAAAAGCAAGAGAGAACAAAAAAGACGACCCGUCAUUGACGUUUUACCAGAGGUUAGUUAUCAUCCAAGCUAUUGCCUUUCAAAGAAGGGGUGUUGUUCUCUUGCUUAAAUUAAUAUGAUUGCCCGGUUUGAUGUUUGUUUCAUAGUGUUUAAGACAAAACCCUAAUCUGGUAUUAGGGAUUCCGGCCAUGGAAAUGUUUCAUAUGAUUAAAUCUUGUGGGAAAAAAAGGAGCGUGAAUAUAAACAUAAGCUCGCCAGUGAUUUGGUGCUUGGUGUUCGUGGUUGCCGUGUAUGGGUUGAUCCCAGUUUCA
Molecule: messenger RNA, 1068 nt
Organism: Tarenaya hassleriana
Lineage: Eukaryota; Viridiplantae; Streptophyta; Magnoliopsida; Brassicales; Cleomaceae
Product: coiled-coil domain-containing protein 25-like
Exons: 6
Coding region: 91-738 (215 amino acids)
Source: RefSeq, a predicted model, not a curated record